This is a messenger RNA of Lolium rigidum, 783 nucleotides long. Its product is annotated as aspartate, glycine, lysine and serine-rich protein-like. The transcript is spliced from 3 exons. Bases 96 to 569 code for a protein of 157 amino acids. The record is from RefSeq and is a predicted model, not a curated record. NCBI's taxonomy places the organism in Eukaryota, Viridiplantae, Streptophyta, Magnoliopsida, Poales, Poaceae.
CUAUCUUGCAUUGUGAAAUUGGACAAGCCCACUCUCCAAGCACAAACCUGUCAAGCUAGACUAGGUCGUUCGAAAUACUGCCUUCCAAGCAAAAGAUGGUUAAGCAAAAGAUUGUUCUCAAGUUGCCGUUGGAUGGCGAGAGGAACAAGAGGAAGGCCUUCAAGGCCGCUGUUGGCAUGGCAGGUGUGACAUCCGCCACGAUGGAGGGGGACAAGAUCAUCAUCGUGGGCGACGGCAUCGACACGAUCGCGCUGACGAGGAUGCUCCGGCGCAGCCUAGGCGGCGCCGAGCUCAUCAGCGUGUCUUCUGGAGAUGACAAGAGGAAAGACGGCUACGGGUAUGGGGGAGAAAAGAACGGCUAUGGAUACGGCGGGGAAAAGAACGGCUACGGAGGAGCUGGCGGUGGCAAGGACUCCAAGGGUGGCGGCGGCUACCAUCAGAACGCGGUGAUGCCGAUGCAGUACCCCGCGUACCAUCAGUACAACGCCAUGCCGUCUUACCCUGCCUACUCCUACCCUGCUCAUGCUUAUCAGCAACAAGAACAGGAUCCCGGAUGCAGCAUAAUGUAGGCGUCGAGAAGAGAAGAGCUGGCAUAUUUCGAUAAAAAAAACCUCAAGUCUCGAGUUCAGGACAGACUAGAAGGCCUGACCUGAUCAAGCGAACCACCAAGAAGCCAGAGAUGUGUUGGAUGCUUGAGCUGGCUGCAUGUAUGCAGUUUAUGACUUUAUGUACAUAUAGCUUGUAAAAUUAUCAGUAGUGCUCGUUUGUAAGUUCAGCAUUUCA